Aspergillus sclerotioniger CBS 115572 is the source of this 440-nucleotide messenger RNA. RefSeq lists its product as uncharacterized. The coding region runs from base 66 to 350 and encodes 94 amino acids. The transcript has a single exon. The record is from RefSeq and is a predicted model, not a curated record. Lineage: Eukaryota; Fungi; Ascomycota; Eurotiomycetes; Eurotiales; Aspergillaceae.
UGCAUCAGGUGAUCUGCAUCCAGUCACCACCAUCAUCGCACUCACUAGCAUCAAGUUCCAGACAAAUGCCAAUGACGAUUAUCCUCCAUACGCACAUCAGGUUACUGUUGGUUCAAAGUCUAUCCUGUAUUUGUGUCAACUUCCAACCUCCCCAGUCAUGGUUAGCUGCAGGGGCCCACGCACUAAAUUCUCACGUCGCCAGCCUUGUCGAUCGUAGAGUUCUUUGUUCCCCGUUGAAGCUCUUAGCCCCUGACCACCCCGCUAAUUUGUCCUUUGCUUUAUUUUUACUGAGACCUUGUGGAGUGUGCUACACACCGUAUAGUGACUCCGGCGAGGUACAGGUAAGCUAGGUCAAGCUUUAAUCUAUUUAAGGCGCUGGAGCUUACUUAUUUGUCCAUUUGAUUCAGUCCAAUCCUCAAUAAUUCGGUCAGACUUUUCGA